AUGUCUUCCCGAACCCGCAGACCGUACCGCAUCGUUGCAAGCGUGGAGCGAAACUGGCUUCCCACUGCGUCGGAAGUUACCGAGGCUCAGAUUGCCGAGGCUGUCUCGGUGCACAAAGGCUUGCCAGAGGCUUUUGUGGAUCUGGCCCGAUCGGCGCAGCCGAAAGGUAACACCUGGAAGGCGGCUGCGGAAGCUCCUUUGGGAAGGCCACUCCAUCUAGCUGCUGUGAUGCUUCUCGCAGGGUGCCUGCUGGCAAGCAGUGCCACUGCCGACGUGGGAGCCGCAACAAUGCAGUCUCCGAAAACAUCCUCCCAGACUGCCUCGGCCUUCCCAGACUGGCGAGCACUUUUGAAACCGGAGUGGCGCGCUGCCCUCCGAACGGAUGAGAAGGCCGCGUGGCGGCGAGUCCCCAGAGCCGUUCUCAAACGCUUACGUGGAGUUGCUGCAGAUUUGGCGGACCUGCAGCAAGAUGUUUACGACGAGGACUGGCAGAACCUGGCAAUCUAUCCAAAUCUGCUACAAGCCUACUUGCCAGUCUUCACGAGGUACACCGACUCCGCCUUCCCCAGUGACUCACCAGUUGAUCAAUCGCUCCGAUUUUCCCUCCGCUACGAGGUUGGUGCCUUUUACAGGCAUGUGCGUGAGCUGGAAGAGGCUGUGGCAGAGAAGAACUUAUCCAGGGCUGAGGAAGCUAGCGCCCUGAUGAGUUUGUCCUACGACAGAUACCUCAAGGCCGGAGACUUGUACGAAGGCUACGAAGGGGACAAGUCUGCCGCGAUUGUUAGCCUGGAUAAGAUUGAGUACGAGACUCAUCUGAAAGCCGAGAGCCUUCGACUCUAA
This is a messenger RNA of Symbiodinium necroappetens, 840 nucleotides long. The record is from the annotation of a GenBank genome assembly. NCBI's taxonomy places the organism in Eukaryota, Dinophyceae, Suessiales, Symbiodiniaceae.